Anoplophora glabripennis (Asian longhorned beetle) is the source of this 1924-nucleotide messenger RNA. RefSeq names its product calphotin-like. The transcript has 3 exons. Lineage: Eukaryota; Metazoa; Arthropoda; Insecta; Coleoptera; Cerambycidae. The record is from RefSeq and is a predicted model, not a curated record. The coding region runs from base 60 to 1655 and encodes 531 amino acids.
AGAAGUUAAGAGAUAAAUGACAUUAAGUUAUAUCCUAGUUACAGUUCACGGAUUCUGCCAUGCAGUUUAUGCUUUCGCUGCUAGCCCUCUCGGGCUACUUAGCAUUCGCUGAAGGUUCCCUCAACGAGCUACCCGUUCAUCCUGGAGUGGGAGGACUAUACAAAGGCCCCAACUCAGAAACCAUCAUCAAAGGCCCAGAUGGCAGCGUCAUCACUGCUCAAGCAGAAGGAGGGUCUGUCGUUACACAGGACCUUUCUCAACCUAUUGUGGUUCCUGACACUCUAGAUGUAGAACCCCUUCAGUCAGUAGAACCAGCUAUUUCUACAGUCGCUGUGGCACCAGUAGCAACCGUAACUGCUGCUCCAAUUGUAGCUCCAGUAGCUGCAGUAGCGCCUGUUGUACCGGUUGGGCAUACAGUGGAGAUAAUACAGCCUGAUCCUCACAUCAUUGAAACCGAAAUUGUCGAUGCACCUCUGAUAGAACCACAGCAGUCAACCGACCUGGUGGGCCCUUCUGGAAGCAUUUCUACUAGAGGAUCGAGUUCAAUUGUUUCUGGACCAGCUUCCACGACUAUAUCAGAACCUGCAAAAGUGUUACUAGCCGCACCACUGGUAGCAGCAGUUCCAGUAAUAUCUACAGUCACAACACCACUGCGAGCUAUACCAGUCGUUGAAGGGACUGUUGAUAUUCCACUUGGCCCACCAAUUGCUACGGUUACAGCUUCUCCACUACUUGUAUCUUCAGCAGCACCUCCGAUUGAACUAAGAGGCGUUACAGUAGGUGCACCCGCGUCUAUUAGUACUGUGGUACCUACUGUAGGAGUAGUUUCAACUACUCUGGCUCCUCCAAUACUUAUUUCAACAUCCGGAUCUGUCCAAACAUCAAAUAUUGGCGCAUCUAUUCAACCUGCAUCGUCGUAUGGAGUAAUAAAUAAUCUAGAUAACAGUAUAUCAUCUACUCCACGUCCGAAUACAGUAUUAUCUUCUACAUUAACGCCUGUUGUAACAUCUACCCAGGGAAUUGGAGAAAUAGUCUCAACUAUAUCAUCUAGAGAUUUAAAUCUCAUUAACAAUAGACAGUUGAACAUAAACCCUUCUCUUAUCCCUUCUGCCAACAUCAUCCCUCCAGAAAUUGGACCGUUACCCACAGGCGCAAUAGAUCUAGGAUCGACUGUGACUGUGUCUACAAUUCCACGAGCUUCUGGCUUGAUAUCCCCAUCAGAAUCACCCAAUAUUCAGAGAAUAGACAAUGCAAAUGCUGUACUAUCAGAAAACAGCGGGAGAAAUGGUCUACAUACGUCGAUUCGAACUGAUGGUAAAAUAGAUCAGCUAGCCACAAAUCAGGUGAUCCUGGCGGGCAAUGGAGUUUCAAGCGGACCGGUUCCUCAACGGAUAUCUGUUCCGCUAUUAAGGGAUACUAACCUCAUUCCGGUUGGUAUUCCUCGGAAUGGAAUAGUAGGAACUCAGUUGGCUAACUACGGAAUAGAUUCGUCUCAGAUAGACCUGACAAAUGUUCCUUUGGCGUCGGUAUCUGGUCUUCCUAGGACGAUUGACCAGGAGAUUGACGAUGUUUCGGCACAGCUAUGGAAUAGGUAUGGAAGGGAUGUAGAAGAGAAAAAGUUAAAGAAGCAAAAGGGAAAAAAUGAGGAAAAAUAAUGUUUAUGUAUUAUUAAAUAUGUCUAGUCUUAUUGUACAAAGAGGUUAUGGUGUAUUUAUUUAUUAGUCAAUGUAGCUUAGUGUUAACAGUGUUGUUAUUUGUUUUAAAUACUGGUGUCAGCUUUUAUUUAAUCUGAGUGCACUCACUACCAUAAAGGUGAUUAUUUAAAGAAUAGUUAAUAUCUUUAACUAAAGAUAGGUACUCGUUUGUUUCUAAAAUAUUUGCGCAAUAAGGUAUGUUUUAUGUUCAAAUAUAUUUUACCCUAAAA